AUGGAUAUUGAUCCAAAGAUUAUCAAACGAACGCAGGAGACAUUGGGAAAGAUUAUACGUAAACCUACAUUGACAGACAAAUUGUUAUCCCGACCACCGUUUCGUUUUCUCCACGAUAUCAUUACCGCUUUCAUACGAACCACUGGUCUGAUGAAAGGUCUAUUCACACCGGACGAGUUGGUUGCGGACAAUGUAAAAGAAAAAGAGAACAAACUGACAUUCUUGCAAAAAGUCGUCGACUAUCUGUCAGUUGUGCAUGACACCACAAUCCCCGUUCGAAUUAUGAGCAUUAUUGCUGGCAAGGAGCCAGAGAAAACAAACGAGCUACUAGUUUAUCUGGCCGAUACCGUAAACAAAAAUGUGAACAAUGACGAGUGUGUUGCUCGUGCAUUACAUGGUGGCGGUAGAGCGGGUGGAGCAAGGAAAACAAAAUCUCGAAGUCCGGAAUCACUGACCAGUGCAAAAUCCCGCGUUGAAAAAUCAGGCCAACCACAAGGGAAUAAAACUGCAGAUAAAGAGACACCGCAGAGAAAAGAGGAACCGGACGAAGGAAAAGCUGCCAGACGUUACAAAAAAUCCGAGAAAGAAAAACACGACGAUCGAACGAAGAAACACAUGGCCCGUCAGAAAUCUGUCGAGAAUGAGCUGGAACAAACGAAUGGAGAUAAGAUAACCCCGGAUCGAAAGGAUCGUGAUAAAAACGAGAGUGGUCGUCAAAGUCGUAUAGGCCCGGACCGUCAGAGCCGUGUAAACAGUCGCUGUGAAUCGAUCGGAAAGGAGAAAAUUCACGACGACGAUACAGCGAAACCAGUAUCCGGUUUGUCUGAAUCACCUGUGCAGCCUGCCAAGCUGGUUCGUCCACCAUCCGCGAAAGGAAAUCGCGUACGAAAAGAAGGUAUACUCAUUUGA
Molecule: messenger RNA, 909 nt
Organism: Echinostoma caproni
Lineage: Eukaryota; Metazoa; Platyhelminthes; Trematoda; Plagiorchiida; Echinostomatidae
Source: the annotation of a GenBank genome assembly